Molecule: messenger RNA, 2526 nt
Organism: Biomphalaria glabrata
Lineage: Eukaryota; Metazoa; Mollusca; Gastropoda; Planorbidae
Product: heat shock protein 70 B2-like
Exons: 2
Coding region: 382-2286 (634 amino acids)
Biological process (GO): cellular response to unfolded protein; protein refolding
Cellular component (GO): cytoplasm
Molecular function (GO): ATP-dependent protein folding chaperone; misfolded protein binding; ATP binding
Source: RefSeq, a predicted model, not a curated record
CUUCGAGAAAUCUCUAUACAUUCUACACCAUGUAGUAUAUAAGAGCGAGGUUUCCAUCGUUUGGAUUAGAUACAGUUGAGCUGAACAAGUAAGCAAGACAACAAAGUCUUCAAGCGACAGCAACCUAAGCAUUUUUCUUACAGUGCUAGUUAAAGUGAUUUGCUUAAAUUUACUUGAAACAUCGAUACGUCUAAAUCAUCUAAAAGUUGUGAGAUAAGCGAUUCUGUUAAUAGUGUUAAAGUAAUACAGAAGCUGCAGAUCUCUUAGUCUACUUAUCUAAGUAGCUAGGCCUACCUACACGCAUUAUAGAUCUAACUCUAAAUUGCUUGAUAUUCAAGAUCCAGAAUCCAGAUACAGUCGGAACUUCAUAAAGCCUAGAAGAUGCCUGGAAGAAAUAAAGCUCCAGCUAUUGGUAUUGACCUCGGGACAACCUAUUCUUGCGUGGGUGUGUUUCAACAUGGCAAAGUGGAGAUCAUUGCCAACGACCAAGGGAACAGAACAACCCCAAGUUAUGUAGCCUUCACUGACACUGAACGUCUAGUGGGUGAUGCAGCCAAAAACCAGGCAGCCAUGAAUCCUAGCAACACAAUCUUUGAUGCCAAGAGAUUGAUUGGUAGAAAGUUUAAUGACAAAACAGUUCAGAGUGACAUGAAGCAUUGGCCCUUCAAGGUUGUGGAAGUUGAUGGGAAGCCCAAAAUCAAAGCAGAGUACAGAGGAGAGCAGAAACUGUUUGCCCCAGAAGAGAUCAGUUCAAUGGUUCUCACCAAGAUGAAAGAGACAGCUGAAGCUUAUCUGGGUCAAAAAGUCACAGAUGCAGUGAUCACAGUACCAGCUUAUUUCAAUGACUCUCAAAGACAAGCAACAAAAGAUGCUGGUGCCAUUGCUGGAAUUAAUGUGCUUAGAAUCAUCAAUGAGCCUACAGCAGCUGCAUUGGCAUAUGGACUGGAUAAAGGUCAGAAAGGAGAAAAGAAUGUUUUGAUAUUUGACUUGGGUGGAGGUACUUUUGACGUCAGCAUCUUAACUAUUGAUGAAGGCUCAAUGUUUGAAGUGAAAGCCACCGCUGGCGACACACACCUGGGUGGUGAGGACUUUGACAACAGAAUGGUUUCUCACUUUGUGCAGGAGUUCAAACGCAAACACAACAAAGACAUGAGCAACAACCCAAGGGCCAUCAGACGCCUUCGUACUGCAUGCGAACGAGCCAAGAGAACCCUCUCCAGCAGCUCUGAAGCCUCCAUUGAAAUAGACUCUCUCUAUGAAGGUAUUGACUUUUACACCAAGAUCACUAGAGCCAGAUUUGAAGAACUUUGUGGUGACCUCUUCAGGUCAACAUUACAGCCUGUUGAGGCAGCACUGAGAGAUGCCAAACUAGACAAGGGCAAAAUAGAUGAAGUUGUGCUUGUUGGUGGAUCAACUCGUAUUCCAAAGGUCCAGAAGCUGUUGAGCGACUUUUUCAACGGCAAAGAGCUGAACAAAUCCAUCAACCCAGAUGAAGCUGUAGCUUAUGGUGCUGCUGUACAAGCAGCUGUACUGACAGGGGACACCAGUGAGACCAUUAAAGAUGUGCUGCUAGUGGAUGUUGCUCCUCUCUCACUGGGUAUUGAGACAGCUGGGGGUGUCAUGACACCUCUGGUCAAGAGAGGCACAACCAUUCCAACCAAGACCUCUCAGAUAUUUACCACUUACUCAGACAAUCAGCCCGGUGUCGACAUCCAGGUCUACGAGGGUGAACGUGCCAUGACCAAAGACAACAACCUGUUGGGCCAGUUUCACCUAACGGGCAUUCCCCCUGCACCGAGAGGUGUACCCCAGAUAGAAGUUACAUUUGACAUUGAUGCUAAUGGCAUACUAAAUGUCAGUGCUCAGGAUAAAAGCACUGGCAAGUCCAACAAUAUCACCAUCAAAAAUGACAAAGGUCGACUGAGUCAAGCAGAGAUAGACAGAAUGUUGUCAGAAGCUGAGAAAUACAAAGAUGAAGAUAAAAGACAGCAGGAGAGGGUAUCAGCCAGAAAUCAGCUUGAGAACUACGUCUUCAGUGUUAAACAGGCCGUAGACGCUGCUGGAGAGAAAUUGUCCUCAAAGGACAAAGACACAGUACUCAAUGUUUGUAACAGUACCUUGAAGUGGAUAGAUAACAACUCACUUGCAGACAAAGAAGAAUUUGAAGACAAGUUGAAGGAGAUACAAAAGGUCAGCUCAUCAGUUAUGGCUAAACUCCAUUCCCAAGGUGGACCUACAUCUUCAAAUGGUCAUCAAGGUGGACCAACAGUAGAAGAAGUAGACUAAAAUGGCAUUUUAUUUAUUAGACAUUUUAUUAACAUUUUUUUGCUGUAACAGCCAAUUUGCACGAGUGUUUUAAUGUCUUUCAAUGGGUGGUGUACAUGAAGUACCUGAUAUUUAUUUUAAUGAUGUGCAAUCUGUGUGCAGAAAAGUCAAUGAAAUCUCAUUUUUUGUUGUUGUUAUAUAUAUAUAUUAACCAAUGUGUGUAAAAAGGAAAAUGUGUUAAUUCAAGUUUGCUAGGUUAAA